Fonsecaea nubica is the source of this 981-nucleotide messenger RNA. RefSeq lists its product as hypothetical. Gene Ontology annotation, cellular component: precatalytic spliceosome; catalytic step 2 spliceosome; U2 snRNP. Gene Ontology annotation, molecular function: RNA binding. Gene Ontology annotation, biological process: mRNA splicing, via spliceosome. The transcript has a single exon. The record is from RefSeq and is a predicted model, not a curated record. Lineage: Eukaryota; Fungi; Ascomycota; Eurotiomycetes; Chaetothyriales; Herpotrichiellaceae. Bases 1 to 981 code for a protein of 326 amino acids.
AUGAACGCCAUUCGGCAGACCCAGCUUCUGAACAAGCGCGAGUUAGAAAAUGCGACGCCACCUUCUGCCUCGUGGCACGCCGACUACAGAGACACCGCCUGGAUCUACGUAGGGGGCCUGCACCUGGGCUUGACGGAAGGCGACGUGGUGAUCAUCUUCUCUCAGUACGGCAACCCCACGCACCUCAAUCUCAUCCGCGACAAAGAAACUGGCAAGAGCAAAGGGUUCGCGUUCCUGAAAUACGAGGACCAGAGGAGCUGUGACCUGGCCGUGGAUAACCUGGGGGGCGCCGAGGUGUUGGGGCGCCUCUUGAGGGUUGACCACACCCGAUACAAGAAAAAGGAUGACGAGGACGAAGACACGUACCGGAUCGAUAGGCUGGAAGCCCAGGCGGAGGCUGAAGAAGAGGUCAAUGGAAAUGGUAAAAGAGAGAGCGACAACACCGAUGACGAAGGCGACAGUGAAGACGGGCACAAGAGGAAACGGAGACGGCAUCUAAUCAAAGAAGAGAAGGAGCUAGAGGAACUGCUCGCCAUAAAGCAAGAAGGCGAAGAAGAGGAUCCCAUGAGAGAAUAUCUGAUUAGAGAGAAACGGGAGGAGAUUGAGAGGGCAAAGGAAAGGCAAAAGGAGAAACGAAGACACAAGCAUCGACAUCGACGGAGAGAUGACAGCGUGGAUGAGGCGAACAACAAUACCGACAAAGAGGGCGGGCACCACCAUAGACAUCGGCCUCGAGAUUCUGAAGACGCUGGGAGGAGAAAACACCGAGACAGCAGCGAGCGAAUAGAAAGGCACGGGCGAGAUGAAGGCAACGACAAAAGACAACGAGGAAAGCACGAGCACCGAGACGCGCGAUACGACCGAGAUAGAGACAGGGACAGAGAUGGGGAGCACCGUCACAGAUAUCACCGACGUGAUAGUAGGGAGAGGAAGCCUUCGCGAGACCGCGAUCGUGUGUCGACCAGGCGUGAUGAUUAUUGA